This is a messenger RNA of Caenorhabditis sp. 36 PRJEB53466, 1707 nucleotides long. NCBI's taxonomy places the organism in Eukaryota, Metazoa, Nematoda, Chromadorea, Rhabditida, Rhabditidae. The record is from the annotation of a GenBank genome assembly.
AUGGGUAAGGAACUUCAAGGAGUUCACAAGCGGUAAGUGCUCAUUCUUUGCCGUUUUCGAAACAAUUCAGUUGCAGCUACCGUAUGGAACGUGUGGAUCCGGCAACUCUGAACCAUUAUCUCUGCUAUUAUUGCGGAAAGACGUUGUCCGAUCGCAUCGAGUACCAGCAGCACAUGCUCAAAGUGCACGAAGUGAUGUCCCAAUCGUACCAACUGUGGUCAGAUCACACGAUGGACACACUCGGAUUGCGGUGGAGCGAGACGAAGGUACCGCUUGGAGAAGUGGAGGAAGAGGAAGAAAAUUCUGGUGAGUAUUAAAGGAAAAGUUAAAAAUCACGGAACAACGAAACUAUUCUAGUAUCCCCAAAGUCGAAAGCAAAGGAUUCAGAUGAUGAUGACGAAGACUAUGUGUACGAAGAGUUUGAGAAAUCGUCGAGAAAAAGAAGAAACGGAGAGGGAGCUGCGAAAGGAAGAGGAAAAAAAGUAGCGGUCGAGAAGAAGAGAUGUGAAGAUUUGAAGAAGAAAGAAGCGGAAGUCAAGAGAAGACGAAGAUCGGAAGACAAGAGAAAGGAAGAACGAGCUAGACUGAGGGAGGAGGAAGCGAGGAAAAUGGAGGCGGCUAAGCAAGCUUAUGAAGCCAAAAAGGAGCAGGAAAAAGCGAAUGCGCUGCUCAAUGAUCCGGGGUACCAAGAGGAAGAAAGACAUUCUGAGAUAAAAGAAGUUGAGAGGAAAAGAAAAAGGCGACCAGAAGGAUCAAGAAAGAAGGAACAGGCCCCGGAACAAGACGAACCAGAGGUGUCUGCGUUGGUGAAAAAGAUACUGGAAGAAAGCAAGAAGAAAGAGGCAUCGAGUCAGGAGGUCGAGAUAACGGAAGUGGCCGAAUUUGAGCGUAAGUUUUUUUGAACUGCACAUACAGAAUUCACGAAAUUGUCAAGAAACAUUGAACACAGCCCAAAAAGUUUUAGGUAACAGAAAACCACUGGAGACGAAGGCUCGGACCGCGAAGUACUGCAAAGUGUGCAAGAAGGGAACUCAUUUCACCUUCGCGCCGCUCUUCCAACAUUGUCAGUUACAAAUUUAUCUGAAAAUAGUUUGUAUUCUAUUGCUUUCAGAUAUUGAACAUCAUCACGCGACCAUACAAUCAUUCCAUUAUUAUGGUUUCACAGAUGAUCAACUGAUCGGAAAGAAGCUUCUGCUCGAAAGAGACUACUGUCAGAGAUGCAUCAUCCGAUUCCCGACCUCUAACGAUUACUACUUGCAUAUGGUUCAGAAUCACAUUUACGAAAGCGUCCGUUGCCAAUUAGAGUGAGUGUUCGCAGUCCUUUUUCAUGUCGAAUUACGAUUUUUCAGUUUCGAGAGCGCCACGAACGCAGAUGUCGAAGUGAUCUUUUUGUUCCGUGAACGAAAGAUCGCUUGCGGCUACAACUUCAAGUUCGAACAGGGGGCGGAAGAGCCGGAGCCUCUUCGGUCGGAGUCGGUCGCUCCGCCCUCACGGUGUCCAGAUGUGCACUCUCCACAGGAGUUCCGCGCGAAGUCCGCAUUACCGCAAAUUGGAUUCAAAGUUCCGAUAUCGGCGGUGAAAAUCAGAACCGAACCGGCGGACAAUGCGAGUCCGAUGGCAGUGAAACAAGUGAAGAAGGAAAUAAAAGAAGAGCCAAAGGACGAUCUGCCUUCCGACCAGCAACCGAGCACUUCCACUGCCCCCUGA